GUGAGGAAAGUACGGGAUAGUAUAGAAAUGGGACUGCAUUAACAUGGGGCCUGUUUACCUGAUAUGUACUAUCUACCUGGUGUUAUAUAGCGCUUAUGCGCUUCAUGGGCUCCAACAUGGUACUCACUCCUGCUAAAUGUGUAUACCUACCAUUAUAGCUAUUGCCUCAAAGGAUUUGGAGGCGUCAACUACCUACCUAAGCUAACAACCCCGAAUCUCGGGCUUCUAAGCGAAUCUCGCAAGCUCGGCUGAUAUAUUAGGUAAGGAGACAUAUAUAAAGCUUCAAGUUUGCCAGUUAGAAGGAGAUUCUAAAAUUUAUACCCCCAAUCUAGCAUAUCAAGCAUUUUACCUACCUGCUAUUGAAACAUCCCACUAGACAUCGACUUGAAGUUAGCCAGCCAUAACACAUCCUAAACCCAAAGAUGUCUGCACCACCAGUUCUCCUUUUCCUAGGGGCCGGCAAGGGGCUGGGCACCAAGGUCCCCGCCGUAUUCUCUGAAGCAGGAUACAAGAUUGCCGUCGUAUCGCGGACGCCGAAGGAGGAGUUCGAGAAGCGCGGGUAUUACCAAGUGCAGGCUGACUUCAACAACCCCGAGUCCAUUCCAGAGGUCUUUGCCAAGGUCAGGGAGAACGUGGGGAUCCCGACUGUCGUCGUAUACAAUGCCGUGCAGUACGCACUCGAUAACCCGGAGGACCCGUUCGCCUCCCUUGCACCGGAGAAUGUCUCGCGGUUCCUGUCCGCGGUGGCUGUCAACGGCACUACGCCCAUGAUCGCCAUCCAGCAUGCCAUCGAGUCGUUCCGGUCUCUCUCACCCGAGACGCCGGGAAAGGCCUUCAUCUUCACGGGGAACAUCCUGAAUCACAGCCAGUUCAAGAACAGGCUGUGCUUUGGCACGGGAAAGACCGUGGCCGCGUACGGGGUCAGAUAUGCGUCCGUUGCGUAUGCAAAGGAGGGGUUUAAGUUCUACUACGCCGAUGAACGCUCGGAGGAGGGCCUGCCGGUCAUGAGGGACAUCGAUGGGACGGUGGCUGGGAAAGAAUACUUGAAGAUUGCGGAGGCGCCGGAACAGCUCCCUUGGCUGUACACAUACACCAAGGAUAACGGCUACAAGGACUUUGGGGAGAAGGACUAUCUGAAAACGGUCGAUAGCAACGAGCCCCAGUUUAUCAAAGGGGGGCGGUAGUUAAAUGUUGGGUCGUAGGAUCUGGAAAGUUAUCAUGAGUUCCGACAUUUUAUCGUUGAUGUUCCCUGCCUCCAUUCUAGAAUGAGGUCGAUAAGAGCACCUAAAAUAUUAUUCAAUGAUAAUUUUUGGUGUAGUCCUGGCAAUGACGUAACUAGUAAAGCGAUGGUGACAUUGCU
Hypoxylon fragiforme is the source of this 1360-nucleotide messenger RNA. RefSeq lists its product as uncharacterized. Bases 423 to 1184 code for a protein of 253 amino acids. The transcript has 3 exons. NCBI's taxonomy places the organism in Eukaryota, Fungi, Ascomycota, Sordariomycetes, Xylariales, Hypoxylaceae. The record is from RefSeq and is a predicted model, not a curated record.